GCCGGUGGGAGUCCGGAGCGGGUCGGGCGAGGGAGGCUGUCCGGGACAGGUACGCGCGCCGGGGCGGUGGUGAGGAGCGGGGUCCAGCCGCCGAGACGCGCCCGGGCCCCCGGCUGCGGCAGGCUCCAGGCGCGUCUCCAGGCGUCCCUGCGGGCACCGAGCGAUGGCAGCACCCCGUGGCGUCUCGGAGGGAGGGUCCCGGGGUCCUGGCGACUCUUCGCCAGGGCCCCGGCCGCUCCCGGAGCUCAUCCGCCUGAAGCGCGACGGCGGCCGCCUGAGCGAGGGGGACAUCCUGAGCUUCGUGCGCGCGGUGGUGGACGGGAGCGCGCAGGGCCCGCAAGUCGGGGCCAUGCUCAUGGCCAUCCGGCUGCGAGGCAUGGAUAUGACGGAAACAGAGGUGCUGACUCGAGCACUGGCCAACUCGGGGCAGCAGCUACAGUGGCCUGAGGCCUGGCACCAGCAGCUGGUGGACAAACACUCCACAGGGGGCGUGGGGGACAAGGUCAGCCUGGUCCUGGCGCCUGCCCUAGCGGCCUGUGGCUGCAAGGUUCCAAUGAUCAGUGGCCGUGGUCUGGGGCACACCGGGGGCACCCUGGAUAAGCUGGAGUCUAUUCCUGGAUUCACUGUCCUUCAGAGCCCAGAGCAGAUGCAAGAGCUGCUGGAGCACGUGGGCUGCUGCAUUGUGGGUCAGAGCCAGGAGCUGGUCCCUGCAGAUGGUCUCCUGUAUGCAGCCAGAGAUGUGACAGCUACCAUCGACAGUCUGCCCCUCGUCACAGCCUCCAUCCUCAGCAAGAAGGUGGUGGAAAGGCUGUCGGCGCUGGUGGUGGAUGUGAAGUUUGGAGGGGCUGCGUUCUUCCCCACCCAGGCCCAGGCCCGGGAACUGGCUGAAGCACUGGUGGGCGUAGGGGCGGGCCUGGGGCUUCGCGUCGCGGCUGCUCUCACCGCCAUGGACAACCCCCUGGGCCGCAGUGUGGGCAACGCCCUGGAAGUGGAAGAGGCGCUGCUCGCAAUGGACGGCGCGGGGCCGCCGGACCUGCGGGACCUGGUCCUGAGGCUCGGGGGCGCUCUGCUGUGGCUCAGUGGACAGGCGGAGAGCCAGGACGCCGGCGCCCAGCGGGUGGCCGCCGCGCUGGACGACGGCUCGGCCCGGGCACGCUUCGAGCGAAUGCUCGCGGCGCAGGGCGUGGACCCGGGCCUGGCCCGAGCCCUGUGCAGCGGGACCCCCGCGCAGCGUCGGCAGCUGCUGCCCCGCGCCCGGGGGCAGGAGGAGCUGCGCGCGCCCGUGGACGGGACCGUGGAGCUGGUCCGGGCGCUGCCCCUGGCGCGCGUACUGCACGAGCUUGGGGCCGGGCGAAGCCGCGCCGGGGAGUCGCUCCGACCAGGCGUGGGCGCCGAGCUGCUGGUGGACGUGGGCCAGAGAGUGAGCCGCGGUGAGCACCGCCCUCGGGCUCCCGGCGUCCCGCGCGCGCCUGCCCGCGCUGACCGCCCACCCGCCCGCCCGCAGGGACGCCCUGGCUCCGCGUGCACCUGGACGCGCCAGCGCUCAGCGACCCGCAGCGCCGCGCCCUGCAGGGGGCGCUCGUGCUCUCGGACCGCGAGCCCUUCGCCGCCCCCUCGCCCUUCGCGGAGCUGGUGCUGCCGCCGGCCGCACCUGCGCAGUAAUAAAGCCCGAAAGCCGACAGCAAGUAGUGCGUGUUUGUGGGGCGGGGCCUCGCGGCGCCGGAAGUACCGGUCCACGCACCAGAAGCACCGCCCCGCGCACGCGCGCUGGCCAGGGCGCCGCCGCGGAGUCCUGGCGGCCGCGUGGGGAACGCGGGACCGGUGCGGGCGUCCAGUCGGCCCCGGGAGGCGCCUGCGGUGA
Sorex araneus (European shrew) is the source of this 1861-nucleotide messenger RNA. RefSeq names its product thymidine phosphorylase (gene TYMP). Gene Ontology annotation, cellular component: cytosol. The record is from RefSeq and is a predicted model, not a curated record. Gene Ontology annotation, molecular function: pyrimidine-nucleoside phosphorylase activity; 1,4-alpha-oligoglucan phosphorylase activity. Bases 164 to 1861 code for a protein of 565 amino acids. The transcript is spliced from 8 exons. Gene Ontology annotation, biological process: pyrimidine nucleobase metabolic process; pyrimidine nucleoside metabolic process. NCBI's taxonomy places the organism in Eukaryota, Metazoa, Chordata, Mammalia, Eulipotyphla, Soricidae.